Molecule: messenger RNA, 537 nt
Organism: Sphenostylis stenocarpa
Lineage: Eukaryota; Viridiplantae; Streptophyta; Magnoliopsida; Fabales; Fabaceae
Source: the annotation of a GenBank genome assembly
AUGGACGCCGUGACACUGUCACUCCCUCCGGUUCCGGUGCGUACAGUGUGUGCAUCUGCGUCAACCUCGUCCUCUGUUCCUAUCACUAACUCCUGGUCGGUCACGGCGAGGCAGAGGCUCUGGUCUCAGAGAACAAGACCCAGAUUCCGGAAUUAUUCCUCUGCGGUUCCUCAACUUACGGUGACGUGCGGUGCGGGUGUGGUGGAGAUUAACGAGACCCAAUUCAAAGAGACGGUGUUGAAGGCGAAUCUUCCUGUUCUGGUUGAGUUCGUGGCCACAUGGUGCGGUCCUUGCCGUCUCAUCUCUCCCGCUAUGGAAGCCCUCGCUAAGGAAUAUGAAGACAGAUUAACUGUUGUAAAGAUUGAUCAUGAUGCCAACCCACGGCUAAUUGAAGAGUAUAAAGUUUAUGGACUACCAACACUACUACUCUUCAAGAAUGGGCAAGAAGUUCCAGAAAGCAGAAGGGAAGGGGCAAUUACAAAAAGUAAACUUAAAGUCUACGUGGAUGAUUUAUUGAAAUCGACAUCAGUUUCAUAG